AUGGAUUUACAUGAUAUUACACAAUCCAUCAACAAUAUUGAAAUGACUCAAUUUCUGUCAAAUCACAACUCUAAUUAUAUGAUGUGCAACUCAAUCGAUGAACAUAACGCGCUACAUCUUUUACCAAUCCACGACGAGACUUUUGAUAUUGAGAAACUGAGUUCAAUGGAUGCAAUGAGGGAGAUGAUUUUUCGUAUGGCGAUGAUGCAACCUAUUCACAUUGAUACAGAGUCAGUAAAACCGCCUAAGAGAAAGAACGUGAAGAUAUCAAAAGAUCCACAGAGCGUUGCAGCUAGGCAUCGGAGGGAAAAAAUAAGCGAGAGGAUAAGGAUUUUGCAGAGACUUGUUCCUGGUGGUACAAAAAUGGACACAGCUUCUAUGUUAGAUGAGGCUGUUCAUUAUGUUAAGUUUUUGAAGAAACAACUCAAAUCUUUGGAACAAGCAGCUGCUGUUAAUAGGCCAAUGAUUACUGGAUUUUCCACAACAUUAAUGGCACAACCUGUGGAUUAUUUAAGUUCUUUUAGGUCAUGCCAAACUCCUCAUUUGAUGAGCUCUAAUGCACAAAUGCUAAGUUAA
This is a messenger RNA of Nicotiana tabacum (common tobacco), 576 nucleotides long. RefSeq names its product transcription factor HEC2-like. Gene Ontology annotation, molecular function: DNA-binding transcription factor activity; protein dimerization activity. NCBI's taxonomy places the organism in Eukaryota, Viridiplantae, Streptophyta, Magnoliopsida, Solanales, Solanaceae. The record is from RefSeq and is a predicted model, not a curated record. Gene Ontology annotation, biological process: regulation of DNA-templated transcription.